Molecule: messenger RNA, 1412 nt
Organism: Nasonia vitripennis (jewel wasp)
Lineage: Eukaryota; Metazoa; Arthropoda; Insecta; Hymenoptera; Pteromalidae
Product: tenascin
Exons: 7
Coding region: 112-1131 (339 amino acids)
Molecular function (GO): protein binding; peptidase inhibitor activity
Source: RefSeq, a predicted model, not a curated record
UAAGCGAGAUACGAGUUGCCGACUACAUUCGACAAAGUUACUGCGAACUCAACGCAACUUGCUCGAGAGAGAGAUUACUCGGAAGUGUGAGAGUGAAACUAGAUCGGCAUAAUGAAGUCCCUUUUCCUCGUCUUUUUGGCAGUUUCAGCUGUCGCAGCGGAGAGCUUUUACUGCACUCCCGGCGCAUCAUUCAAAAUGGACUGCAAUACCUGCAGUUGUUCGAGCGACGGGAAGAGCGCAGCUUGCACGGAUAUGCGCUGCCCUGAAGGGAAUGCAAAUGUCAACGAUAUCGAUACCGCUCGAGCUCAGCCACUGUGCGAGCCCGGUGAGCGAUUCAAGCUGGACGACUGCAGCAGUUGCAUCUGCAAUGCUGCCGGAACUACUGCCGAAUGCACCCUGGGAUUCUGCGACAAUUUCAAGACCAGAAUGGCGCCGAGAAAGAGUCAAUACUGCGAGCCCGGAAGAAUGUUCAGCCCGGAUAACUGCAAUCUUUGCAAAUGCAGCAACGACGGAACAAAGGCCGUUUGCACGAUGAAAUUGUGCGAGGCAAGGAAGGCCAGAUCCGCGAACGAUCAGUACUGCGAGGCCGGAAGGAUGUUCAGCCCUGACAACUGCAAUCUCUGCAAGUGCAGCAACGACGGCACAAAGGCCAUGUGCACGCAGAAGCUCUGCCAGGAAACUGAAGUUACCAAGCAAGUGUGCCAGCCUCUUUCCCAGUUCAAAGACUACUGCAACACCUGCACCUGCUCGGAGGACGGCUCGAGCUACGCCUGCACGAGGAUGUACUGCGACAAGGACAUCUGGAACAGAGACGGCUCUCUGAAAAUCCUCAACAGCGUCGUUCUACCGGAAAGAGUCUGCCAGCCCGGCAAAGCCUACAGCCCAGACGGCUGCAACACUUGCGUCUGCAAUCGAUAUGGAACCGGCCAGGCUUGCACCUCCAAACUCUGCCUGUCCAACCUCAAAGCCGCUUACCAGAGCGUCGAGUCGAAGAAAUGGGGUCCGCUUUACAAGGACGGCGAAGCUUGCAUCCCCGGCAGAGCUUUCUACAGCGAGUGCAACGAAUGCGUCUGCACGAGAAGCGGAAGGAGCGCAUUCUGCACCCUAAUGUCCUGUCCGACAAGUCCAUGAGGAACUAAUGCGUCUUUUCCCGAAGACAAGCUCGAGGAAGAGACUGUGCUUUUGCUCGGAACAAAGAGGCGAUUUGGAAAACAGCGCCGCGGGAUUCUAUACCCGACGAUGAGUGAUUGUACAACAUUUGCAAUUUCUGUGAUGAUUUGAGCGAGUGUGAUUUCGAAUGCUUAGGACAGAUAUAAUUGCGCGUUGACUAUAUGCUUACAUUAAGCGAUAGCAACGCGUGUGUAGACUAUACAACAAAAUCGAAUAAAUAUUUAUUUAAAAAUUAAAAGAAA